CGGCGAGAGCUGCCGAGACGGCGGAAGCGGAUCAUCGCGCAGGCGCGCUGCGUGGCGGCCGGAGCGGGGGAGGGCGAGAGAAGGCCGAGCAGGCAGAUCGGAUCGUCGCCGGGAAGCCACCAUGGAGGCGCGGGGGCAGCCGCAGUCGCCGGCAGCGAACCGGAUGAGCCAGGGCGACUCCAACCCGGCGGCGACGCCCCACAUCGCGGAAGACGUGCAGGGCGACGGCCGGUGGAUGUCCCAGCACAGCCGAUUCGUCCUGGACUGCAAGGACAAGGAGCCCGACGUGCUGUUCGUGGGCGACUCCAUGGUGCAGCUGCUGCAGCAAUACGAGAUAUGGCGAGAACUUUUUUCACCAUUACAUGCACUGAAUUUUGGGAUUGGUGGAGACACUACAGGACAUGUUUUGUGGAGACUGAAGAACGGUGAACUGGAAAAUAUUAAGCCCAAGGUCAUCGUUGUUUGGGUUGGAACAAACAACUAUGAAAACACAGCAGAGGAAAUAGCUGGUGGAAUAGAGGCCAUUGUGAGACUGAUCAAUAUUCAGCAGCCCCAGGCUAAGAUUAUUGUACUGGGCCUGCUCCCUCGAGGCGAGAAGCCAAACCCCCUGCGGCAGAAGAACUCCAAGGUGAACCAUCUCUUGAAGACCUCCCUGCCAAAGCUGGCUGGAGUCCAGCUGCUGGAUGUGGAUGGGGGCUUUGUGCACUCGGAUGGCACCAUUUCAUGCCAUGACAUGUUCGAUUUUCUGCACCUAACGGGUGCUGGCUACACAAAGAUCUGCAAACCCCUCCAUGAACUCAUCAUGCAGCUGCUGGAGGAAACCCCAGAAGAGAAACAGGCAACUCUGGCCUGACAGCCUCCCAUCCAGCCCCAUCCCAGCGCCAUCAGCCCAGUUCUUUUUUCCAUGGCACUACUGAAUCCUCGCUCGACGUGCUUUCCAUUGUUGAAUGUUACUGGGUGUUGUGUUUAGCACUGGAAAAGGGAGGUGGGGGGUAGCGUGGCCAGUUUCACAGCCUGUGGCUGGCCAAAGAUCUCCCAAGGCCUCUUUGCUCACUUGGCCUGAACAGGUUUCCUCUAACAGGAACAGGAUCUCCCCUAAGCCGUUUCUUGCUCGUGGGUUGAGCAUGCUGGUCAGCAACCUGCUGGCUUCUUCUGCUCUCAUUCCCAUUCCCGACUCCUCGAUAUCCAGGCUGUCUUCAAAGCUGAAAUGCCUAAACUCAUUGGUCGUACUCACAUUCCAGCCCCUGAACUGAAAAGUAGCUGCUUCUUUAAAAAUUGGAAUUGUUUGAAGAGUUUUUAUAUUUACUGGGUUUGGGUUUUUGUUUUAAGUGAUAUUAGCUGCUUUCUUGCUUUGGGAAACAAACAAACCAGAACAGGAGACAGCUACUUGUGACAACUUGAUACUUGCGAACAAUUAUGUGUUGAAUGAGUGAA
This is a messenger RNA of Crotalus tigris (Tiger rattlesnake), 1434 nucleotides long. RefSeq names its product platelet activating factor acetylhydrolase 1b catalytic subunit 2 (gene PAFAH1B2). NCBI's taxonomy places the organism in Eukaryota, Metazoa, Chordata, Lepidosauria, Squamata, Viperidae. The coding region runs from base 122 to 853 and encodes 243 amino acids. The transcript is spliced from 6 exons. The record is from RefSeq and is a predicted model, not a curated record.